Dissoconium aciculare CBS 342.82 is the source of this 5706-nucleotide messenger RNA. RefSeq lists its product as uncharacterized. NCBI's taxonomy places the organism in Eukaryota, Fungi, Ascomycota, Dothideomycetes, Mycosphaerellales, Dissoconiaceae. Gene Ontology annotation, cellular component: transcription factor TFIIIC complex. The transcript has 2 exons. The coding region runs from base 1 to 5706 and encodes 1901 amino acids. Gene Ontology annotation, molecular function: DNA binding. The record is from RefSeq and is a predicted model, not a curated record. Gene Ontology annotation, biological process: 5S class rRNA transcription by RNA polymerase III; transcription initiation at RNA polymerase III promoter.
AUGGCAGUGUCAUCUGCUGUCCUGAUUGAAAAGCUUGUCGAAGAUGUAGCAGUCACCGGUCCGCGGGGCUUCACCACCCGACAAUUUGGUGAUGCUGUCAAAGCGUUCUACAACGAGCACAAUUCGAAGGUCAUUGAAGGCAACGGAUGUGAUCAACAAAUUGACAUUCUCUUCUCGGAAACACCACCUGUUGAGCGGGUCGUGGUAAAUGAUCAACUUCUCGAAACUGUUCUCCUCGAGCUGCGCAAGCAUUCCGAUAUACAAUUCAAGCCUCCUGGCAAAGCCAAGAAAGUCUCAACGACAGAACAAAGCAAUGAUAUCGAGCCUCCGUUGUCUGGGUUCGAAGCUAAGUUUGCAGGUCAACGUGUCUUCGUCUCGGAGGAGCGUAUGUGGCAGGAGCUUACAGGGCACUCUGUCGAUCAUACUCGCAUCACGCCCAAAGAGUUCGAAUGCCUACUCGUCAUUGCAGCCACUGGUGCGGAGGGUAUCUUGCAGAAAUUCGUCACCGAACGCACUGGUCAAGACAAGCGAUCGGUGCCCAAGCGAACCGAUCGACUCGCACAGAAUGGCUACAUCACAAAAGAUGCUGUUGUCGGCGCAGGAACAAAAACAAGCAUUCUCAAGCUCAAGAAAUUCUCCCAGAUGCCGGUGGCGCUGCCAACGAACCAUGAGAAACCCACAACGGAGCAAGCAAACGGCACUCGUCAAAUAAUUUUUUAUGAUAUCUGGUUCGAUGCGACCAUGAAAAUGCUGCAAGACAACGGCAACAUCGUGCCAUUAGCGGACUUACGGGCCGGACUGGGGAUCACUGGCAAACAAUGGGAGACUAAAAGAUUCUUCCACUGUAUCCGUCGUCUCAUUCGCGCUGGUUGCGUACGCACGUUAAGUGCAGCAUUAGCUCUUGAACCGGAAGCGGAGGGAGAAAACGCAUCGAGGUCCAGCCGUAAAAUGCAUAGAAGCAACUGCGUUCAGUUACUGCGUGACCCAACUGAUGUGGAUCGAAAGGUGUUUCAAACCGGCAGCUACAAGGGCAAACCCAAGUCGAUCGUCCCUGACCAGGAAGAAGAUUCCGAAGAGAGUGAUGGAGGUGAUCUCGAUACCACAAUCGCCGUGCCCGAGACAUCUGGAGCCGCUGUGGAAGCAGGCGGGAGUGAAAAGCCUGCUGUGACACCCCCGGCUCAUUGGAGCCCUCUGAUCCCGCUGAAUAAUCAAAUUUACGACCUCGUCGACAAAGCCGGACUACAAGGGCUGACGGCGAAACAACUGUACGAUCGAUUGGGCGGAGCUUCCUGGCAUCGCCCAAUUGACGAAGCACUAGCCAAAAUCACGGACAUAUGGCAGCACUCUCAGCCGCCUCAUCUUCGUCAUCUCACUCUCAUUCGCGAUACAGUCAUCGACUUCAAAAUUCUGGUCUUCCAUUUCCGCUCUCUGGAAAAUUACCGCAAAGCUGUGACUGCAGGACACGCUGUAUGGGAGGCGGUCAUCGAUGAAAAGUCACUCGCAGAGUUCGAGGAGACUACCAAGGCAGCAGACUCAUCCCUCGAUGAGUGGGGUUUUCCACAGCUCAAUAAGAAUGAGCUCAUACGUGGCGGCCGUGGCAGCCUUGCCGAAUGCAGACACAUGUUCCGUCAUCCUCAAAGGAUAAAUGCCAGUAUCAAAGUACGGAGGGAACUGGACGAGUCUGAAAUGGAAUUGGACGAUGUCGGCUCUGCCUCCGAACUUGAUCCAAAAGCAGAUGCGCGUGUGGUCAGGAGCGCGACCAAUCAGGAUCAUGAUCAAACUCUGGCACCGAGCACUUGCGAAACCCCCGAUCUUACAGCUCAGCAGAAUACUCAGCAGGCCUCUGCACAGGAAGUGCCUCCGCAAGAUCCUUCUCCAGCCGCCGCCCAUGCAAUCGACCCAGCACCUGUCACUAUCCCCGAAACGAGCCACCAGCCUGUCAUUCGUAGAAAGCGCGGUCGACCAAGAAAGAAUGCCAUUCCAGAAAGUACCGCAAAUCUACCUUCCGGAAAAGACGAAAGUGCCUUGCGCGAAACCGACCCACCGCAUCCCAAGCGGAGGCGCAUCACAGAAGAUGGCAACGACGAUGCCGCUGCAGAUACCUCGUCUGGAGAUUUCAAUGCCGCUCAACGCUUGAAGGAGCUAUUUGCCAAUAGACCGCUGGGGAGACCGACGCGCGCUUUUCAGGCCGAGGCUGAAAGGCUGCGUCGCUUGGUUGAAGCGCAAAUCAAGGAGCAGGAGGCGAUUGUGGCGGCUUUGGCUGCGGAGAUGGAGUUUGUAGAUAAAGAGGGAGCUGACGAGGCGCCUGUAGUUAAUGAGGCGCCUGAAGUUGAAGAUGGACCUGAAGUACAUGAUGGGCCUGAAACUGAUGAGGCUGUUGGAAGGGAAUUUCUCCUGCCACAAACCGCGCCUGUAGCUGUUGCGGCAAACGCGUCUGGUGCGCAGGAAACAGAUAUGAUGGAGGAUGAUGAUGAGGAUUAUGUUGACGACGAUGCCUCGGAGCAGCCCGGUCUCGAAGACCCGGAUCUCGAAGACCCUGAUUUCGAAGACCACGAUGCAGAAGACAGUGCCCCCACACGGAAAACAGAGCGCCCUUCGCGCGUCAAGCGAGCUGGCUUGGUUCGCAGUGGUGGAUUCGUUGCUGCUCAUCGUGCCAAGGUCAUCUUAGAUGCCGUUCACGCAUGUGGCGGCGUCUUUCCAGGGAACAACGAAAUGUGGUACGUCGUUGCCACCGCAUGGCAGAAACACUCUGCUCAGACUCUGGACCGUCAGACUCUCGAGCGAGCUAUUCGGAAUCUCGUCACGAGCGGCAAAUUGCAGAAGAUCACUUGGACUUUCUCGGAUAGGAAAGGCUUUGUGCAUACUCGUGCAAUACUCGCGGAACCACACAUCAAGCCGCAAGAUCCUGUGGUCAAGGCCAUGCAGAGAAAUGUCGAAGAGACUCUGCCGAAUCAGUACCUCCCGAAGGAGGUCGAGGUCUUUGCUAGUCUACGCCAUCAGGCUUCCAGCGCGCCUGGCACGGCGAAACCCAUGGCUACACCUAAGCGCAAGACGACAUUUGAGAUCACGACAAUGCCUAAACUCACGGCAGCGCCUGAGCUGACGACGGCACCUAAUGCAAGUAAGGCGCAUGUUCCGAAAUCAAAGGAGCCGGAACAUGGCCUCAAAGUUUCGUCUUCCAGGAACGGCGGAAUCAUUGGACGGGUCAAGUAUCCGGAAGACAACAGUGUUCUUGUGAAGUCGGUGCCAAGAAUUGGAAGAAAGACGCCAAGCAGCGCGCAGGUAGAUAACCCAGUGGUUGUCACGACCGAUCGACUUCGAGUAAUGCCGCCUGCGGACAAUAUUUCCCCGUCUGCCUCAUUCCCUGGAGUGUUCGACUCCGCCCCAUCGGGAUCGCUCAUUGAUCCGUCCAUCGAUCAGCGCAGUAUCAACAUCAUGAAUGACUCGGCCGUUGAUUCGGCAUCUUUGGCCGCGCGAUUCAAGACAUCUCAAAUACGAUAUCAAUCGAUUCCUUCGGGUCGCCACGUACUUCCAGUGCCAGUGAAAAGAAUCUACCGCAAACGACACGAGAAGAUAGAAAUUCAUCCACUCAGCCAAGGAGGAGAACAAUGGUCGCGAGCAUGGUCUCUCUUAAUGGGUCUUGCAUGCCUUGGACAUACCGUAACCGGAACAUUCGCAUCGCGGGCCAUUAUCUCCGAUGCUGUGGUUGUUCCACCCCGUGUCGGAUUGAAACCACUAUUUGUUAAGCCGGCACCACCGCCACCGAGGAGCCUCCGAAAUAUUCUGGACGAGAUCGAGUCUCUGCGUAAGGCUCCGUACUCACGUCAGGCUACAUUGAAUGCGCAAUUGAGCGAAGAUGAACAAGACCCCUUCCGUCGUGAGAUCAAUACCGUGCAAGCAUGGGAAGAAGAGAUGAUCGGAGCAGGCAAGGCUAUUCGUGGUGAAGAUGGCAUCGCUUUCGUAAACCACACCCUGAAGGUCCCUCAUGUUGUCCUCAAGCGCAAUGCUCGAUCGCGGCGUCCAGAAGGGAUACCACUCAUAUCGAGCAUAAUCGAGCCUCCGCCGAAGAAGAAGAAGUACAGAUCUCGCAAAGCUGCCGUUGCGCCAACCCUCGAACUCGAGGAACCACGGCCGCAUCAAGUUCGCCCUGCAGGCGAACCACGUCACCGACGUGAUCGCCAGGGCGCGGCGAACUUCGCCGACGGCGAGCGACUGAUCGCGGCCAUCGCAUUGAUCAUGGUGACUUGUGGAGGUAUCAAUCAAGGUCCCAGCUGGUCGCUCAUUUCCCAUGCGCUUUCGUUUCGAUAUGAUGGCGAAUUCCUUCGUCGACGGUGGAACUGGAUCAGAGGCGGACGCCACGUAGACUUGGAGCAGAUACGAGAUGCUAUCCGAGAGCCUUUUCUAAUUGCUUACGAGAACGACGAGAUUCCGAGAAUAGACUAUCAAAAUCUCGCUGCUACCGACUGGCCAGCUCUACUGGAUUGGGUGGAAGAUGAAGUCAUGCCUACGCUGGGUCCGAGACCAAAAGCCGGUGUUCCUGUGGCCAUGCGACCAACCACUGUCAAUCAAGCACUCUAUGAAGCUUCGAGCGGGCUGGACGGUGCUGCUGGCCGCAAGAGUGAUUAUUUCACGUCCGCGAUCGUGGACCAUCGCAGACAGAUGACUCUUCACUUCUCGAACGGAACACUUUUGCCAAAAGCAGUCUCGAGCAGUCACGGACUGAAUGACAACCACAUCUUGCUCAAAUCAUGGAUCAGGGCUGUGGCUCUGACCAAGCAGUGGAACUACAAUCCUCGCGCUGCAUCUGCAAGCCUGUCCGUCUUCGAUGAGGCAACACUGACUCAAGUGACGCAAGAUAUGAUUGAGAACCACAUCCUCGUACAGGAUCGUAAAGGCCGGCAAAUGCCGGGUCGAAAUUAUCAGAUCCAUCAAGAUGUGCUUUCUCAAUUUCGUCGUUGGCCCAAGCAAGACGAACAUCUCUACCUACGCAAUGUUGCAGAUGCAAGGAUCGCUAUCGACGAACAUUUUCAAAUGUACGAUGAACUGGAUUUGAUUGCCACUGCUCAAGAUGUGGAAUACCUCGUCUUGAUCAAUAUGGUCUCUCAGGGGUUCAUUGUUCCCAAAGCCAAACUGCCUGAACGAAAUGACGAUCCCGACGCUCCUCAUCCAAAACUCACCAAGUGGUCAUAUGGUAAGAAAGGCUACGAAACAAAGAACACAAACAUCAACGAUCUCAAAUUUGUUCUCUCCUUCAAGAAGACGCCCAACUACACUUCGGAACACGGCCUCCAGCCCGCAUCAAUCCCCCAACAUACCUCCAAAUUCCCGCCCGAAAUCGGCCACCGCAUACCGAUCUGGAUGGACAUCCACGGCCAACGCAUCGACGACGUCUGGGACAUGGCCGUACGCUCUAUCCUACACAUCCUCGUGUAUCGCGCGGGUUCCACCGCCGCAAUGAUCGAGACCGCCCACAAUCAAAAGUUAUGGACCUGGGAAAUCGACCUCGUUCUCUCGUGGAUGGAAGCCGCCGGUGUAGCAGAACGUUGUGGCGUCGAAGAUGCCCCCGAUCCCAUCACCGGUGCGUGGAGAGGUGGUUGGCGCACGAGCGCGUGGUGGUAUUGUGCCUUUUUGCCCGAGGUUGCGGAUUGGGCGGCGCCUGGUUGUGGUCAGAUUGAGCAGCAUAUUGGGUUGCAAUGGGCAAGCUAA